Molecule: messenger RNA, 5473 nt
Organism: Calidris pugnax (ruff)
Lineage: Eukaryota; Metazoa; Chordata; Aves; Charadriiformes; Scolopacidae
Gene: IL1RAP
Product: interleukin 1 receptor accessory protein
Exons: 11
Coding region: 398-2191 (597 amino acids)
Biological process (GO): signal transduction
Molecular function (GO): interleukin-1 receptor activity
Source: RefSeq, a predicted model, not a curated record
CGCACAGGACGUGGCGGAGCUCGCCCUCCGGUGAGCCAGGCUGGAUGGGGGUGCGAGGGGUACACCCGCGUUUCUGGCGGCGUGGGCGGCACAUCCCCGCGGGGCGGGGGCAAAGGCAGGGGGGGUCCGGCCCGCCCCGGCCUUGAACUUCCCCGCACUCGGAGGGAAAGUUUCUGGCGGAGGAGGCGGGUUCCAGCCCCGGCGCUGCUCGGGGCGGGGGGAAGCGGGAGGCGGGCGGUGGCGGUGCGCAGCCGGCACCAGCCCCCGCUCGUCGGCCGGCGGGGAAAGAGAGAAAAGGAAGAAGAAGAGGAAGAACCGUUCGGAAGAGCCCGAGGAGCCGCCGCAGCAGCAGCAGCAGCGCCCGGCGUUCCCCGGACGGAGAGGGUGAGAGCGAAGGAUGAAGAUGGUGGGUGCCCUGAUGGUUACGCUCUGGCUGUGCAUGGUCACCCUCGGCAGCGGCUCUGAACGCUGCGAUGACUGGGGUGUGGACACCAUGAAGCAGAUCCAGAUUUAUGAUGGGGAGCCUGCCAAGAUCAAAUGCCCACUUUUCGAGACCUUCUUGAAAUACAACUACAGCACAGCCCAUUCUGCUGGCUUAACCCUGAUCUGGUACAGGAUCGGGCAGGACCGGGAUCUGGAGGAGCCCAUUAAUUUUCGUCUCCCGGACAAUCACAUCAGUAAGGAGAAAGACACCCUUUGGUUCUGGCCUGCCCUUCUCAAUGACACUGGGAAUUAUACAUGCAUGCUCAGAAAUACAACCUACUGCAGCAAAGUUGCAUUUCCCUUGGAGGUUGUUCCGAAAGACCAACACUCUUGUGUGAGCCGUUCAAUAAAACCCGUUGAGGAGAUGUUCUAUUUGGAGCACCCCAAUGAGAAGAUCAUAUGUCCAGAUAUUGAUGGGUUUUACCCUGCUAGUGUAACACCAACUGUCAAGUGGUACUUGGACUGCAACUUGAUCAAUGGCUUCCAUGAGCGAUACCCCCAAGGACCUAGGCUUGUCAUCGGCAUUGUCCGCAGUGCAUAUAGAGGGAAUUACACCUGUAUUGUGACAUUCAAGGACCACGGAAGAACCUAUAAUCUCACCAGAACCAUAAAGAUGAAGGUGGUGGGAUCUCCGAACAAGGCCUUGCCACCACAGUUCACCUCUCCAAAUGAGAAAGUUGUCUAUGAAGUGGAAGCAGGAGAUGACCUUAUUCUGUCCUGUGAGGUCUUUUUCACCUUCCUAAAGGACUCCCGGACUGAGGUGUGGUGGACCAUAGAUGGGAAAAACACAGAUGACAUCAUGGACCCAAAGAUAAAAGUCACACAAAGUGAAAUUACUAGAGAUUUUGAAGACAAAACUAUCAUAAGGACUCUAACAGUAGCAAAAGCCACAGCAGAGGACUUGAAACGGAAUUACACGUGCUAUGCCAGAAAUGCCAAGGGCGAGGACCACAGCCAGGCCAUAGUGCGCAUGAAAGUUGUAGCACCGAAGUACACUGUGGAGCUGGCGUGUGGACUGGGAGCAACCAUCCUGCUUGUUGUGGUGCUGAUAGUCAUCUAUCAUGUUUAUUGGCUUGAAAUGGUCCUCUUCUAUCGGGCUCAUUUUGGAACAGAUGAAACCAUUCUAGACGGGAAGGAGUAUGAUGUGUACGUGUCUUACGCGCGCAACGCGGAGGAGGAGGAAUUUGUGUUGCUGACGCUGCGAGGAGUCUUGGAGAAUGAGUUUGGGUACAAGCUGUGUAUCUUCGACAGAGACAGCCUCCCUGGGGGAAUUGUCACAGACGAAACCCUGAGCUUCAUCCAGAAAAGCCGACGUCUACUUGUUGUCCUGAGCCCCAACUACGUCUUGCAGGGGACACAGGCCCUGCUGGAGCUCAAGGCUGGUUUAGAGAACAUGGCCUCCAAGGGCAACAUCAAAGUCAUUCUAGUGCAGUACAAAGCCAUCAAGAAGAGCAAAGUGAAGGAGCUGAAGCAGGCCAAGGCGGCCUUGACUGUCAUUAAAUGGAAAGGCGAGAAAUCCAAGUUCCCAAAGGGCAGGUUCUGGAAGCAGCUGCAGGUGAAAAUGCCAGUGAAAAAAAUCAACAGGAGCUUGAGCCUUGAUGUGCUCAUACAUAUGCCUGAGAAAUGUUUGACACCACCAGAAAACAAAACCCCAAAACCCUACAAUUUAGGCCAGGGCGUGGAAAGGAACUCGGGGCUUUUGCCAUGAAGGACUGUCCCAAGCAUUUCAGUCACGCGUCUCUGCAGCUUUUCUACUGCCCUGGCAGUAGAGAGACCAAAGAUGCACACACCUUCUCUCUGUAAAUGCAUAUCAUUAGCAUCAGCCAUACAAGCUCUCUCAAGGUUUAAAUUUGGGCUAUCCAGGUGGGAAUGCAACCACCACCAUGUGAUAGCAUGGUAUUUGAAUAGGCCAGUAUCAGACCUUUAUCAGCAUCCAGGACAGAGCUGCUUUUCCUCUCUUAAGCGCCUUUUUGCUUCCUGGCCAGUGGUCCCUGUUGCAGAGGCUGGGGAGCAGUUUGAAAGAUGGCUCUGGUAUAGAGCCUUUCAUACGUGUCCCAGCUAUAUAGUCCUGAUUGCUGUGGGAUCACAGAUUUCUGCUUCAAUGUGGGGAGUGUAGACUCUUGAGGGUCCUCAUUUUUGUUCCCCACAUUUCUGUAGGAGCAGAUACAUUAAAAUAGCUUGGCAAUGUGAAAUGGCUGGUACGAAAGCUUUUUUUAUUUAAAAAAAAAAAAAAAAGCUCUGCUAGGUGAUACUGUAUUGUAGCAUUUCUACUAAUAAGUGGUCAGUGUCUGUGACUCAGUUGUCUUCUGAGUACCCCAGAACCUUCAGGGCAGUAAUGCUCAUAAUCCAGGGGAAAUCUCUCAUUAGUACAGGCCAUGGAGUAUGUCUGAGAGAUGCUUCUUUGUAGAGUAAACUCAGGGACUUCACAAGCACUGCAAGGAACCCCAAUUUACUACUGAAUACACCUGCUGUGUCUGUGCUGCUGCCUGGGAGAAUGCAUCAUGCCAGGUGCUGCUGAGGCCUCUCGGAUGACACUGGGUAUAUGUCCAGCUCCCCAGGAGACCCUAUAAACCUAUUUGACCUUAUUAAAAACUAUUAGCUCUGUCCAGCCAGGUAAGAUUGUGAGGAAAGGUUGAGAGAGAUAGGGUUGUUCAGCCUGGAGAAGAACUGAAGAAGGCUCUGGGGAUACCUUAUUGUGGCCUUUCAAUACUUAAAGGGGGCUUAUAAGAAAGUUGGGGAAAGACUUUUUAGUAGGGCCUGUUGCAACAGAGCAACUGGUGAUGGUUUUUAACUAAAAGAGGAUAGAUUCAGACUAAAUUAAAGGAAGAAUUUUUUUUACAAUGAGGGUGGUGAAACACUGGAGCAGGUUGCCCAGAGAGGUGGUAGAUGCCCUGUCUCUGGAAGCAGUCAAGGUCAGUUUAGGACGGUGCUCUGAGCAACCUGGUCUAGUUUAAGAUGUCCCUGCUUAUUGCAGUGGAGUUGGACUAGAUGACCUGUAAAGCUCCCUUCCAACCCAAACUGUUCUAUGAUUUUAUGGAAAUGCAGUGUUCUCUGCCUGGCUAUGAACAACAUCACAUUUGUAAUUCAGGGCUCGGGUUUAAACUAGCCUUGGCUUUACAAGGCAAAUCUCCACCCAUCAUGUUUCCAGCCCAGAGUUGCAGAACAGAGGAUAUAUCUCAGCUUUUGCAACCUUUGCACAAAAUGGAAAUAUAAAAAAACACUGAGUACCAGUCCUUGCUUCAAUGGGAGGCAGCAGCCAUAGGAGAGGGCCUGGUGAGUUAACCCCAUCAGUCAGGCUUUUCAGACCAAGGAGGGGAGAGUCCCUUCCCUUGUAGAAAAGACCAAAGCACAGCAGGAUCCUGGCAUUGACUUGUACUGUUCACCAUGUUUUCACAUAAAACUAGAAGCUCUAGGGGUGUCUCCAUGCUCCUGUAGCUCCCAGUGUAAGGGCCUGCCCACUUAAUUGUGGAAUUCAGUAUUAUGCACACUAAGUGCAUGCUUAUUUUUUGUUGAUAAUGGUUGCUCCUGAGUCAGCUCUGACUCAUGCUUUUGCUCUGUUGGUGUCCAGCAGGUGAAGUGUAGCCAUUCAUAAUGGCAUUAAAAAAGCACUACAAUUUGGAGUCUAUGCACUAUUCACCCAGCUGAGCAGGGAGGUUUGAGGCCAUCCCUGUAACCAGCCCAGCCUUAAAGGUGUGGGGCUGAAGCCUGGCAUCGGCAACACCCCCUGCUCUUAGCAUCUUAUGAUUAAUAAUGUUAUUUCAGGGCAGCGGGGAGCCACAGCCACCCAUGCCAUUGGGCAGGUACUGUACAAAUGUGGAACCUUCCCCUUCAUCCUCUUCCUCCCACUCUCCCAACUAAGCUCUGCUUUAAGCAGAUAAAAUUGCAGUCAGCUUCACUGAAGGCAGUGGAGCUCCUCAGCUUCUCAGAAGUGCUUAAAAGCUUUGCUGUUACAAGCUUUUCUACUGUGGCUGUCUGUGGAGGGGCAAAGCUCCUUCCCACUCUGCAGAAAGCUUUGUUUGUAUGAGGUAACACCCAAAACCAUCCUCAGCUUUGUGAAGCCAUUGCAUCUGCAUCAUUUUGCCCAGCUUCACUUUUGUGUCUUCAGUGUCCCUGUAAUCAGCUGCCAGAUCUGCAGGCGAAGGGAAAGCCCUGAGGCCAAAGCAGAACUGUGUUAGAUUCCAAUUUAAUUUUUAAAAAAUUGACUCAAAGAUAUGCAUAUAUUCAAUUAACAUCCCAGACCUCACCACAUCACAUCUUUCCUUUGGCUGAAGUACCAGGAGAACUUCUGCUGAUGUUUCAAUUAGUCUGAUUAUUUUAAGAAGUGAAAUCCACCUCAUUUGUUCUGCUGAUUUUAUUCAAAGAGUUUUCCAAACAAACAACAGACCAGGAGUUGCCCUGGCGUACAUCACAGUGGCCCUUGGUGCCACUGCAACCCCAGAACAGCAUCACUGAGAGACAUCAGCAGAGCACCCACAAGGCAAAGGGUGCGAUGGUCUGAAGGGGGCCUGAGAGGUCCAGAGGGAGCAGCAUGGAAGGAAUAGCACUGGAGCAGGCUCUAGUCCUCCAGGAGCUUUACCUCUGGCUUUGCUGGUAGCUGUCAGGCCAGGGCUAAACCCCAGUCCCAGCUGUAAUUCAGAUCUGCAAAGUACCUCAAACACGCCUGUCAUUUCAUCCUAUGCCACAUGUGGUUUCUGUUACGGGAUUCUGUCACAGCAUCUGUCUAGUUCAGUUGAUUCAUCUGAGUUUGUGUUCUAAUCUAACAUUUUUCAAUAUGCAGUUCAUGCGAAGUUCCUCAUUGUAAUUUCAUGGGUAAACAGCACGGCACAAACUGGAAAAAAUGUCUCCCCCCGCCCCAUGCCAUUUGAUGUUGUACAGCUGUUCCAGAGUUUUCCCUUCUCUUUUCUGUAUGUUUUUGCCUUUGUGUUAUUUGGUCUGUGAAGUGUCAGUAUUAUUUUAUUUUGCUUUUCAAUAAAACAUUUUCACUUUUGCA